This is a messenger RNA of Candidula unifasciata, 886 nucleotides long. The record is from the annotation of a GenBank genome assembly. NCBI's taxonomy places the organism in Eukaryota, Metazoa, Mollusca, Gastropoda, Stylommatophora, Geomitridae.
AUGAGCGCUGAAGGAGACGUCAUCGGGCCUGAUGGACAGCCGGUUUCAAAGAAGGCAUUGAAAAAGCAACAGAAGGAUGCUGAGAAAGCCGCAAAGAAAGCUCAGCACAAGAAACCAAAUGUGCAGGAGGUGCAGGAGGCCGACAGUGCCGACCAAUCAAAUGGUCGUUAUGGUAACCUACCUCUCAACCAGUCACAAGACAGGCCACAGCGCCGUUUGUACAAAGUAUGUGAGCUGGAGCCGUCUCUUGCCGGGCAGUCUGUGUGGGUCAGGGGAAGAUUUCAUACGUGUCGUAGUAAAGGCAAACAGUGCUUCUUCGUGAUCAGGCAGCAGAAGUGGACAGUACAGGUUGUUGUCAUACAGAGUGAGAAUAUCAGCAAACAGAUGCUCAAAUUCAUUUCCAGCAUCUCAGCUGAGUCCAUCAUUGAUGUUGAGGGUGUGCUGCAGACUGUGGGUCAGAAAAUCCAGUCGUGUUCACAGCAAGAUGUAGAGCUGCAUAUUCAGCAGAUCUGGGUUGUCAGUGCUGCAGAACCAAGACUGCCACUGCUGAUAGAAGAUGCAAGUCGGCCGGAAACUGAAGAUGGACUUGCCACUGUGAACCAGGAUACGCGUCUGGACAACAGAGUUCUGGAUCUCAGGACCGUGACAAACCAGUCUAUAUUUAGACUGGAAGCUGGGGUUUGCCGAUUAUUUAGAGACUAUCUGACCGAAAAGGGAUUUGUGGAAAUUCACACACCAAAAAUUAUACCAGCUGCCUCCGAGGGUGGAGCCAAUGUGUUUGAGGUGACUUACUUCAAGACGAAGGCCUACUUGGCACAGUCUCCCCAGCUGUACAAGCAGAUGUCUGUGUGUGCCGAGUUUGACAGGGUCUAUACAAUAGGCUCAG